Molecule: messenger RNA, 1814 nt
Organism: Vitis riparia (riverbank grape)
Lineage: Eukaryota; Viridiplantae; Streptophyta; Magnoliopsida; Vitales; Vitaceae
Product: AAA-ATPase At3g28580-like
Exons: 1
Coding region: 152-1687 (511 amino acids)
Molecular function (GO): ATP hydrolysis activity; ATP binding
Source: RefSeq, a predicted model, not a curated record
CAACCAAAAAGAGGAGAGGGUCUUCUUGCUUAAGCUUUUUUGACGAAGAGAGCAGGUGAGGGAAGACUUUGAUUAAGGGCGGUCAUACAGCUUUUUCAAGGCUAAUUAAGAAAAGGGAGUGUCACAAAGGAAGAUCCAUUCACCCCUGAGAAUGAAUCUGCCUCCUUUCUACAACCAUCUCUACUCUUAUGUGACUGGAAACAGUGAGAAAGUCGAACAGAAGAGAGGAAAAGAAAGAAGAAAAGACAAGUUGGAUAUGGCGACCUCAGAUAAGUUGGUUCAUAUGGUGACCAGAAAUAAGUACUUGGCUCAAGUUGGAUCCAAGAUCACAACUAUACUGUUUGUUUGGGCUCUAUUCAACCAGUACAUCCCUCAUCAGCUACGGAUCAAUAUCAGGAGAUACUUUCAGGGUUUGGUGAAUUGGAUUCACCCUCUAAUCCGAAUCAAAUUCAAUGAAUUUCCAGGAGAGCGGUUGUCCAGGAACGAGGCUUACUUGGCCAUCACCAGAUACCUAAGCUCCAGUUCCUCUAAGCAAGCGAAGAGGCUGAAGGGCGAGAUUAUUAGGAACAGCAAAAUUGUACUUCUCAGCAUGGACGAUCGAGAAGAGGUUGUGGAUGAGUUUGAGGGGGUAAAAGUAUGGUGGUCUUCCGGGAAGACUUCCUCCAGACCCCAUCCAUUUAGUCCUAACCCUUCUAUUGAUGAAAGGAGGUUCUUCAAUCUCACUUUCCAUCAACGGCACCGGGAUCUCAUCACCGGAAGGUACCUGAAUCAUGUCAUACAGGAGGGCAAGGCUAUGAAGUCGAAAAACCGGCAGCGGAAGCUUUAUACCAACAAUGGAGGAAUGUGGAGUCAUGUGGUGUUUGGGCACACGGCCUCCUUUCAGACACUAGCGAUGGACCCGGAGAAGAAGAAGGAGAUUAUGGAUGACUUGAUUGCAUUCAGCAAGGCUGAAGAGUUCUAUGCAAGAAUUGGGAGAGCUUGGAAGCGUGGGUAUCUCCUUUAUGGUCCUCCAGGGACUGGGAAAUCCACCAUGAUUUCUGCCAUGGCCAAUCUUUUAGGAUAUGAUGUUUAUGACCUUGAACUUACCUCUGUGAAGGAUAACACUGAUCUGAGAAGGCUAUUGAUUGACAUAUCGAGUAGGUCUAUUAUUGUGAUUGAAGACAUUGAUUGCUCACUCGAUGUCACUGCUCAAAGGAAGAAGACAAUGGAGAACGAUGGAGAGGAGGAAGAGAAGGCCAAAGUUCAGAAACACGCGAAGGAAGAAAGGAAACCCAGCAACGUUACACUAUCUGGGCUCCUGAAUUUCAUUGAUGGGCUCUGGUCGACUUGUGGGGGAGAGAGAGUCAUGGUCUUUACAACCAAUCAUGUUGAGAAACUCGAUCCGGCUCUCAUUAGGAAAGGAAGGAUGGACAAGCACAUAGAAUUGUCCUACUGUACCUACGAAGCAUUCAAAGUCCUGGCUCUGAAUUAUCUUAAGCUGGAAUCACACCCUCUGUUUGCUACAAUUGAUGAGUUGUUGGGGGAAAUUAAUAUGACUCCGGCCGAUGUUGCUGAGCAUUUGAUGCCUAAGACCAAUUCAAGUGAGGCUGAGCCCUGCUUGGAGAGUCUGAUUCGAGCUCUGGAGGCUGCCAAAGGAGUAGCAAGUUUGAAGGCCAAGGAAGAAGCUAGUGUUGUUGAUGACAACUGAAGAAGACACCGAAGAAAAGGAUUGGCCGUGGAAGGGAAAGACUAAUAAUAGGGACCGUAUGAAUGUGAGCGUAGUUUCUGUUUCCAGAAAGUAUAUUUUGAAUGAAAACCAAUUUCUAUUACUGCAA